UUCAGUCACCCACCAAACCCCUAUUUUUGUUCCCCUCACAAAAAAGCUCAUCAAAAGCUCUUUCUCCCUCUCGGCCGGAGACCAAGUCCAACGAUCGAGAUGGCUCUAUCACACAUAGCCACCUCAUCAUCCCGCUCCAAUCUCCUGCGGCCGCUCACAUCCGCCUUAUCCUGCACCUCCCACUCUCUCCGCCGCCCGAUCUCCUCCUCCGCCGCCACCGACGACUCCACACCCUUCUCCCACGACAUGGCCAGGAUGCGGCGGAUGGAGAUCGCCGCCGACUCGCUCUACAAGGCCAAGCUGAUCCGAGGGUUCUGCCACCUCUACGACGGCCAGGAGGCCGUUGCGGUGGGGAUGGAGGCGGCGAUUACCAAGAAGGACGCCAUAAUCACCGCCUACCGCGACCACUGCAUCUUCUUGGGCCGCGGUGGGACCCUCCUGGAGGUUUUCGCGGAGCUCAUGGGCCGCCAGGCCGGUUGCUCGAGAGGGAAGGGUGGUUCGAUGCAUUUUUACAAGAAGGACUCCGGGUUUUAUGGCGGCCACGGUAUAGUCGGGGCUCAGGUCCCGCUCGGAUGUGGAUUGGCCUUCGCGCAGAAGUAUUCCAAGGAUGAAGCCGUGACCUUUGCGCUCUACGGCGACGGCGCGGCAAAUCAGGGGCAGCUUUUUGAGGCGCUUAACAUCGCCGCGCUCUGGGAUCUGCCUGCGAUUCUGGUCUGCGAGAACAAUCAUUAUGGUAUGGGUACGGCUGAGUGGAGAGCGGCGAAGAGCCCGGCCUAUUACAAGCGUGGGGACUAUGUUCCUGGCUUGAAGGUUGAUGGUAUGGAUGCCUUUGCAGUAAAACAGGCAUGCAAAUUUGCUAAAGAGCAUGCUUUGAAGAAUGGACCCAUUAUCCUUGAAAUGGACACCUAUAGGUACCAUGGUCACUCCAUGUCUGAUCCUGGAAGCACGUAUCGUACGCGUGAUGAGAUCUCUGGUGUGAGACAGGAGCGUGAUCCAAUUGAGAGAAUAAGAAAGCUGAUAUUGGCUCAUGAUAUUGCUACUGAAAAAGAGCUCAAGGAUACUGAGAAGGAAAUAAGAAAAGAAGUGGAUGAAGCCAUUGCUAAGGCCAAGGAAAGUCCAAUGCCAGAUCCGCCUGAACUCUUCUCAAAUAUUUAUGUCAAAGAUUCUGGACUUGAGGUAUAUGGUCCAGAUAGGAAAGAAGUCAGACUUACGCUUCCUUGAAUGAAACCCGACGGGGAAAAUUUCUCGUUACUGACAUCUUCCCUGCCUUUUUGUUCUCGCCUAAACGGACCACAAUCAUCCUUUCUCCUGGAAAAGAAGGGGGGGAAAAAGAAGCAAUAAAUGAUUGAGUGAAGAUGUUUUUCUCAUCUGGUUAAAAUUCCAUUAUUUUCUUUUUUGUAUAGGAUAUUGAUUCUUCUCAAGAAUUGGGGCGGAAUGGUUGAAUUCCAGCCUUUGUACUUUUGCGGUGAGCCCAUAACCUUUUGAUUGAUAAUGAGUGUGCUUUUGAUCCUCCAA
Morus notabilis is the source of this 1515-nucleotide messenger RNA. Its product is annotated as pyruvate dehydrogenase E1 component subunit alpha, mitochondrial. Gene Ontology annotation, molecular function: pyruvate dehydrogenase (acetyl-transferring) activity. NCBI's taxonomy places the organism in Eukaryota, Viridiplantae, Streptophyta, Magnoliopsida, Rosales, Moraceae. The record is from RefSeq and is a predicted model, not a curated record. Gene Ontology annotation, cellular component: intracellular membrane-bounded organelle. Gene Ontology annotation, biological process: pyruvate decarboxylation to acetyl-CoA.